Medicago truncatula (barrel medic) is the source of this 882-nucleotide messenger RNA. Its product is annotated as pectinesterase 3. The transcript has a single exon. The record is from RefSeq and is a predicted model, not a curated record. Bases 55 to 744 code for a protein of 229 amino acids. Lineage: Eukaryota; Viridiplantae; Streptophyta; Magnoliopsida; Fabales; Fabaceae. Gene Ontology annotation, molecular function: enzyme inhibitor activity. Gene Ontology annotation, biological process: negative regulation of catalytic activity.
AAGAAGAAACAACUCCUCCCUUUAACUAACAAUCCCCAAAAACCAAAGCAAGAAAUGGAUUCUCUCAAAAUUUUCAAAGGUUAUGACAAAGUAGAAGAAAAUCUCGAAGAUCCUCAAAAACAACAAAACUACAACAACAAUCGUAACAAAAUCUCCAAACCCCUCAUCGCCACAAUCUCCAUCAUCAUAACCAUCCUCUUCCUUACCCUCACUUUAUCAUUCACCCUUUUCUUCCACCACAACACAAACACCGAGUCACAAAAACCCUUCAACUCACCCAACUCAAUCCGAUCCAUUUGCAACAUAACUCGCUUCCGUAACUCAUGCUUCACCGCUCUAUCCUCCUCCUCACAAAACCUCACCAACCCAAAAACAAUCCUCAAAAUCUCAAUCCUCGCCUCCAUCAACCAACUCACAGAACUUGCUUCAUCGCUCAAAGCAAACUCCAAGGGAAACGCGUUCGGUGAUUGCAAUGAACAGAUCGGGGAUGCGGUGAGUCGACUCAACGAUUCGAUGUCGGUGGUUACUAACGGUGCCGUAACGUUGACAGAUGGUGAAGUUAAUGAUAUUCAGACGUGGGUUAGUGCUGCGUUGACGGAUCAACAAACGUGUGUUGAUGGGUUGGAAGAGGUUGGUGUUUCUUUGGAAAGUGCUGGAAAGGUAAAGAAUUUGAUGGAAAAGUCUAAUGAGUAUGUUAGUAAUAGUUUGGCUAUUGUUGCUAAUAUACGCCAUUUGUUACAUUGAAAUUUUCUCUUAGUUGUUUAUUUAAUUUACAUGAUAAAAAAAUAAUUGAAGAAGGUUUCAUUAUGUAAAUUGUAAAUGUUUGUAUGAAUGUAUGGGAUGAAUUUAUUUGGUAGAGAAAACUCAUUUGUUUGAUAUUAG